AUGGCCACAGAGAGGAGUGUAUCACAUCAGGGGGAUGCGGGGACGACAGAGACAGUUCUCCUCCGUAACUUGGAGGGGCAGGAGGAGUGGGAGGAGCAGGGACAGAUAGGGAAGAGGGAGAAGCAGGGGAAGGAGACAUCAGAAAGGGGACAGUGGACCAGACAGUUGGAUUUUUUGCUCUCGCUCGUAGGCUAUUGUGUGGGCCCGGGCAAUAUAUGGAGGUUUCCGUAUUUGUGUAACAGAAAUGGUGGAGGAGCUUUCCUUAUCCCAUAUUUUAUCUUCCUCGUCUUGAUCGCAAUCCCUAUAUUCUUCUUGGAAGUGGCUGUCGGUCAGUUUUCAGGGCAAGGUGUCUUACAAGCGUGGGGCAUAUGCCCCUUGUUUAAAGGGAUUGGUUUAACGAUGAUGAUUGUAUCUGCGAUCAAUGUCACGUACUUCAACCUGAUCACUGGAUGGGUUCUCUACUACCUGGUCAGUUCAUUCGCGUCUGCGUUGCCAUGGACAACAUGCGGUAACGCGUGGAACACGCCCACUUGCUUUGUACCAGACUACUCUGGGCUGGCCAACAACACAAAAAGUUCCAGUUCGUCAGAGAGUUUGGCGUCAAAUACGUCAUUCGUAAAUUACACAGUGUUUGAUGACGUCACUCCUCCAAGUGGACCAUACAUACCUGGAAAUGUUUCUGCAAACACAUCGCUUGAAAAUGGAAGCGGAAAUAGGACAAUGUCCGCAGUUGAAGAAUUUUGGCAAUUCAACACGCUGAACAUAUCAGAUGGAAUGGAAAACCUAGGGUCAAUUCAGCUGCAUAUGGCGCUGUGCAUGCUGGUAGCUUGGUUUCUCAUUUUUCUCUGUCUCAUAAAGGGAGUGAAGUCUGUAGGGAAGGUAGUGUACGUGACCGCUCUCCUGCCCUAUGUUCUACUAGUAAUAUUCGUCAUCAGAACCCUGAUGCUGCCAGGAGCUCGACAGGGGGUGAUUCUCUAUGUGUAUCCAGACUUUAACAGGCUCUUCGACUUCCAGGUGUGGGCGGAGGCUUUGAUGCAAAUAUUCUACACUGUGGGAAUGUGUUGGGGAGGCCUGAUCACCAUGUCUAGUUACAACAGGUUCCACAACAACUGUCUGAGAGAUGCCGUCUUCAUAUGUCUGCUGGGAGAGGGGACGAGUUUCUUCGCUGGAUUCGCUGUGUUUUCCGUUCUCGGUUUUAUGGCUGCUCAGAUGCAGGUGCCUGUCUCGGAAGUGGUCAAAGCAGGUCCAGGUUUGGCGUUCAUUGCAUACCCAGAAGCCUUGGCGCAACUUCCGGUUCCUCAGAUGUGGGCGAUCCUGUUCUUCCUGAUGAUGCUUACCAUUGGUCUUGACUCUGUGUUCGCUGCGGUUGAGACGGUGAUCACGGCUAUAGUCGACAGCUUCCCACACGUGCUACUCCAGAAGAGAAUACUCAUGACGGCGGUUAUCUGUAUCGUCUGCUUUCUUAUUGGAUUGCCUCUAUCCUUCCAGGGAGGAGUCUACAUAUUUCAGUUAAUAGACUGGUACGUGGCUGUUUUCAACCUGAUGUUUGUCGGCUUUAUUGAGGUGGUGAUAAUCGGAUGGAUUUACGGAGCGGACCGCUUUGGUGAUGAUAUUGAACUGAUGUUAGGAAGGCGACCACCGCUAAUCAUCAAACUGCUUUGGCGUUUUGUUUCUCCCUUGAUGCUGGUGAUGGGGAUGAUUAUUACCGUUACGAACUACAAACCACCCUCGUAUGGAGACUAUAUCUACCCCGGGUAUGCCGAAAUUAUCGGGUGGAGCCUAGCUCUUCUACCUUUACUACCGAUUCCUAUCUGCAUGGCUCUGGAACUCAGGAAAGCCAAGGGACCCAUCUGGCAGAGACUUAGACAAACCACACUACCAAAUAAUACUUGGUGUCCGAAGAGCAUGGACGCGAGACAGAAAUAUGUCACACAGAGACAAACAUUAGAAGUUUACUAAGGAGUGAUUCUCAGAUUUGACCAGUGGGUUGACAGGUUCAUUGAUGACGCACACUAUUUCAUUCACCUCUGCGUAUUUCGCUCUUUCACAAUACUCCGAAAUUUCGACCUAGUUGAAGUAAAUGGCGGUCAUUUUGGAUUUACCUGUUUUCCACUUAAAACGUGUGUUUUUUCAACAUUUUUAAUACUGACAUGGUGAUUUUGUCAAGGCAAUUGGGAAUAAAAGGGUCAGUAUCAAAAUUGGUAACAUUUUGUGUCCCGGCUGUAAAUUAUAUUAUA
Messenger RNA from Gigantopelta aegis, 2237 nucleotides. Its product is annotated as sodium- and chloride-dependent betaine transporter-like. NCBI's taxonomy places the organism in Eukaryota, Metazoa, Mollusca, Gastropoda, Neomphalida, Peltospiridae. Gene Ontology annotation, biological process: sodium ion transmembrane transport. The coding region runs from base 1 to 1959 and encodes 652 amino acids. The transcript is spliced from 13 exons. Gene Ontology annotation, cellular component: membrane. The record is from RefSeq and is a predicted model, not a curated record.